CCGUUCCCGACGGCCCUCGCGGCGGUGCGUGAUGGCGGGGGCUGGUUCCGCCGCCGUGUCUGGAGCGGGGACCCCGGUGGCGGGGCCCGCAGGCCGCGACUUGUUCGCCGAGGGGCUCCUGGAGUUCUUGCGGCCGGCCGUACAGCAGCUCGACUCUCACGUGCACGCCGUCAGAGAGAGCCAGGUGGAGCUUCGGGAACAAAUUGACAACCUGGCCACCGAGCUCUGCCGCAUCAAUGAGGAUCAGAAGGUGGCCCUGGAUCUCGAUCCCUACGUGAAGAAGCUUCUCAAUGCCCGGCGUCGAGUCGUCUUGGUCAACAACAUUUUGCAGAACGCCCAGGAACGGCUGAGGAGGCUAAACCACAGUGUUGCCAAGGAAACCGCUCGUAGGAGGGCGAUGCUGGACUCAGGAGUUUACCCCCCUGGCUCCCCAAGCAAGUAAGCAGUCAGAAGAUGGCCCAGAGCCUCAGAAUAGCACAAGUCCUAAUCCUCCGCUGCCUGAUGAACAGUUCCUGGACACGCUGCCUUGGGGCAUUGUGGGAAGCCUGUAGUUGCACAAAGCACUGGAAUCUUACGCCCAGACCUGUGCGCACAGGACUUUAGAUCUGGACCCUCACAGCUCGUUUCCUCCCAGAAUGAGUGCAAGCCUCUUUCGUUUUUUGCGAUGGGAGCUCAAUCCAAGCAUUGCACAGGUCUGGAGCCAGUCUGGCCAGUUCAGUGCUCAAGUUUGAGGACCACCAGGGCCACACCCAGCAGUGUUCAGUAGGGACCACGUGGUGUAGAUUUCCAAAAGUUCAGUCCAGUGGCUGCAGAGCAGGCACCCCGACCACUGUGCUGUUCUUGGCCCCACACUUGAUCUUUCCUAGAGGUAUCUACUGGUGGCCCCUGUAGGUCCCCCACCUUCUGGCCGCUAACCAGCAGGGGUUCCUUCCAUUACUCGCCUAGUGAUUCACACCAUGGCUGCAUGUUCUCUUCCUGUAACUUCACUUUUGUUUGCACUGAGGUUUUGGAAGAGCGAGCAGGCAGGUAAAUAUUUUGGAUGUGCUCGGGAUUGAACAUCCACCCUCCCGCCCCCUCCACUUAUGUGGUCGCACUGGCUCAAGUACAGCAGCAGUGUUGCUCAAACCAUUUAAUUCAAUAAAUGCUUUAAACUGUGUUAGUUUACUCCA
Messenger RNA from Sorex araneus (European shrew), 1169 nucleotides. It is a transcript of the gene SNAPIN, whose product is annotated as SNAP associated protein. The transcript is spliced from 4 exons. Bases 32 to 442 code for a protein of 136 amino acids. Gene Ontology annotation, cellular component: BORC complex; BLOC-1 complex; synaptic vesicle. Lineage: Eukaryota; Metazoa; Chordata; Mammalia; Eulipotyphla; Soricidae. Gene Ontology annotation, molecular function: SNARE binding. The record is from RefSeq and is a predicted model, not a curated record. Gene Ontology annotation, biological process: endosome to lysosome transport; intracellular protein transport; regulation of synaptic vesicle exocytosis.